AUGGAAUACGGUGAAGUAGCUCCACACAUUCUCCAAAAAGCGGCGGAGAAUGGCAAAUUAUUUCACCAGACUAUUCAGGAAUUUUUCCGCACCGGGCAGCGGCCGCGACUAACGAAUUUUUCUGCCACCAAGUUGGAGAGGAAAAUCCAGGAAACUAUCGAUUUUCUCGAAAAAGAAAAAUUUGGUUCUUUUUGUGGGAGUGAAAAAUUAUACUACAUUUUUCAUAAAAAAGAAUUAUUAGCCACCUACAUAGACUUAGAGUUUCAGGAUUACAUUAUUGAGUUGAAAACUAGUAAUCUUAAAGCUAGCCAAAGCCCAACUGUCCACACGGGACAAGGAGUAAUUUUUCGGCAGUUUCAAGUUUCGGAAAAGCUUUUAAAAAUACUGGAUAUUUUGCUUGACCUAGCUCGUAAAGAAAAUACUUACUCGCCCGAAACCAAGAAAGAGAUUAUUCAAGGAAUAGUUAAUGAUUACUCGCUUGCUAAAUCA
Messenger RNA from Racocetra persica, 489 nucleotides. NCBI's taxonomy places the organism in Eukaryota, Fungi, Glomeromycota, Glomeromycetes, Diversisporales, Gigasporaceae. The record is from the annotation of a GenBank genome assembly.